AUGCGUUUGCGACCGGCUACUCCGCUUAGUAUCUUGCUGUUCGCGGCCUUUGCACUGUUGUUGCUGAGCGUAUUGAGCACUCCUGUCGUUACGUCUAUUCACUUGGCCUCUUAUAAGGAUAUUGCAUUUGGUGUCUUCGGCUUUUGCGACGCGAACAAAUGUAGCGGUGUCAAGAUUGGCUAUGAUAUGGGCUCGCUCUCACCCGCUAAUUCCGACUUCUCCCUGCCAUCCAAUGCACGCAACUCACUAUCAAACUUACUGAUUGUUCACCCUAUUGCUGCACUUUUCACUCUAAUAUUACUGGUGCUUGCAGUCAUAUCCCACCUUCACUCACCCGCGCACUCGCCUCGUUACCUGCUAGCACUUCUCAUACUUUCGCUGCCAACUUUCCUGCUUUCACUCCUGGCCUUCUUGGUUGAUAUAUUGAUCUUCCUUCCGCAUGUGCAAUGGGGUGGUUGGGUGGUUUUGGGUGCGACCAUUCUGAUUGCGGUGGCAGGAGUAGUAAUGUGUGGGAUGCGUAGGACCAUUGUGUCAAAGGAGGCGAGAAGAAAGAGGAUAGAAGAUAACGCUGCUAUGAACGGCCAAGAAUUUUACGCAUCACAGGCUCUUGCUCGAGAGCGUGCUGCUGCCCCUACGCAACCCGACAAAGCCCCCGAAUUUGCAACGUUCGAGGUGAACAAGACGGCACCAGGUGAACCAGAGGGAGAGAGAAUCCUGCUUAACCCUAGAUCUAGAACUGUUUCCCCACCCAUACCAGGCACUGCAUCGGAUGGGUCGUUUACAAGGAGCAAUACAUUGACAAGGGAACCGAGCGACAGAAGUGUGGGAUAUGGGCCGCCACCUAGAGGUGCUGGGCCUUUGUCUAGACCUAUGCCUCCAGGGCAAGUAAGGAAUCAAUACUCAAAUGGAACAUUACAAAUAGGGACUAGCGGAAGCCCGGGGCCGUAUGGAACCCCACCUCCACAAAGGGGCGGGUAUGAUAGGGGGUAUGGGGGGGAUGUAUAUGGAGAGCGGGGGCCGCCACUGGGUGGAUUUAGGGGACCAACACCGCCCGGCAUGUAUCCUCCUGCGGGAGGGCUGGCUCCCCCGCCAAGGAGAGGUCCUUCGCCGGGUCAACUUGGACCCCGGCCAGCUCCCGGCAAUGCUUACGGUGGUGGAGGUCCAGGAUAUGGCAUGGGCCCACUGCAGAAUAGUGGAGUAAUGAGCCCUCCCCCUCCCCAAGGAGGGGUGCGUGGUGGGCAAGCUCCAUACGGUGGAAUGGGGGGACCGCUUCCGGGAACGAUGAUGAUGGGUGGAAGGGGUGGCCCUAUGCCUCCACCUGGGCCACGGCAGUAUGAUUACCCUGAGGAUGAGAUCAUUGAUGAGAGGAGGGAGUUUGAAAAGACACUGCCAAUAGCUGGUGUGGUUGGGGGCACAGGGAGAGAUGAACUUGGAGGUAGACCGAGUGGACCGGGUGGGCCGGUGGAAUUAGACACGGAUGAACGCCCUUCAGAACCUCCGCACACAGGAAGGUUAUCCGUGGUAAACGAAAAUGGAGGAUCAACCUCACAGGACGAGUAA
Molecule: messenger RNA, 1560 nt
Organism: Tuber melanosporum (Perigord truffle)
Lineage: Eukaryota; Fungi; Ascomycota; Pezizomycetes; Pezizales; Tuberaceae
Exons: 2
Coding region: 1-1560 (519 amino acids)
Cellular component (GO): cell division site; growing cell tip; plasma membrane
Source: RefSeq, a predicted model, not a curated record